Closterium sp. Naga37s-1 is the source of this 2055-nucleotide messenger RNA. Lineage: Eukaryota; Viridiplantae; Streptophyta; Zygnematophyceae; Desmidiales; Closteriaceae. The record is from the annotation of a GenBank genome assembly.
AUGGCGCUCGCAAGUACGUUCGAAGCGCACGGAUCAAGCGCACGGAUCGGGCGCUCGACUCACAUGUACGUUCCACGCACCCGCUUCCGCCCGUCGCACUCCCUUCCGCACGCCUGCACUCCCUUCCGCACGUCGCACUCUCUUACGCCCAUCAAACUCCCUCCCGCCGUCGCCCUACUGCCCGUCGCUCUCCCUAGCGCACGUCGCACUCACUUCCGCCGACGCUCCCUUCCGCCCGUCACCUUCCCUUCCGCCCGUCGCACUCACUUCCGCCGUCGCCAUCCCUUCCGCCCGUCGCCCGUCACCUUCCCUUCCGCCCGUCGCCCUCCCUUCCGCCCGUCGCCCUCCCUUCCGCCCGUCGCCCUCCCUUCCGCCGUCGCCAUAGAUUCCGCCCGUCGCUCGUCGCCAUGCCUUCCGCCCGUCGCCCUCCCUUCCGCCCGUCGCCCUCCCUUCCGCCGUCGCCAUCCCUUCCGCCCGUCACCCUCCCUUCGUCUCGUCGCCCUCCCUUCCUCCCAUUGCCCUCCCGACCACCCGCCGCCCUACCUUCCCCUCGUCGCGCUCCCUUCCGCCCGUUGCCCCCCUUUGUCUCGUCGCGCUCCCUGCUGCUCAUCGCCCUCCCUCCUGCUCGUCCCCUCGCAAUCCCCUCACGCCCCCUUUCCAACCAACACACACGGUGGCCCUUCCCCUAAUGAUCGCCUUUCACCACCACACCGCUUACCUCUCUCCUUCCCCACACCACCUUUGGCCUUCCUCCCCCAAUCCCCUUCCCUGCUUCCCCGUGUCCCUUUCCCUGCUUCCCCCCAUCUCCUUCCCUUCUUCCUCCCACCCCCUUCCCAUCUAUUCCCCCCAUCCCCGUCCCUGCUUCCCCAUGUCCCCUUCCCUGCUUCCCCGUGUCCCUUUCCCUGCUUCCCCCCAUCCCCUUCCCUGCUUCCCCCCAUCCCCUUCCCUGCUUCCCCGUGUCCCUUUCCCUUCCUCCCCCCAUCCCCUUCCCUGCUUCCCCAUGUCCCUUUACAAGCUUCCCCCCAUCCUCUUCCCUGCUUCCCUCCAUCCCCUUCCCUGCUUUCCCAUGUGUCUUCCCUUCCUCCCCCCAUCCCCUUCCCUGCUUCUCCCCAUCCCCUUCCCUUCUUCCCCCCAUCCCCUUCCUUUAUGUUCCCCCCAUCCCCUUCCCUGCUUCCCCAUGUCCCCUUCCCUGCUUCCCCAUGUCCCCUUCCCUUCCUCCCCCCAUCCCCUUCCCUGCUUCCCCAUGUCCCUUUACAAGCUUCCCCCCAUCCUCUUCCCUGCUUCCCUCCAUCCCCUUCCCUGCUUUCCCAUGUGUCUUCCCUUCCUCCCCCCAUCCCCUUCCCUGCUUCUCCCCAUCCCCUUCCCUUCUUCCCCCCAUCCCCUUCCUUUAUGUUCCCCCCAUCCCCUUCCCUGCUUCCCCAUGUCCCCUUCCCUGCUUCCCCAUGUCCCCUUCCCUUCCUCCCCCCAUCCCCUUCCCUGCUUCCCCAUGUCCCUUUCCCUGCUUCUCCCCAUCCCCUUCCCUUCUUCCCCCCAUCCCCUUCCUUUAUGUUCCCCCCAUCCCCUUCCCUGCUUCCCCAUGUCCCCUUCCCUGCUUCCCCAUGUCCCCUUCCCUUCCUCCCCCCAUCCCCUUCCCUGCUUCCCCAUGUCCCUUUCCCUGCUUCCCCCCAUCCCCUUCCCUGCUUCCCCCCAUCCCCUUCCCUGCUUCCUCGUGUCCCUUUCCCUUCCUCCCCCCAUCCCCUUCCCUGCUUCCCCAUGUCCCUUUACAAGCUUCCCCCCAUCCUCUUCCUUGCUUCCCUCCUUCCCCUUCCCUGCUUUCCCAUGUGUCUUCCCUUCCUCCCCCCAUCCCCUUCCCUGCUUCCCCAUGUCCCUUUACAAGCUUCCCCCCAUCCUCUUCCUUGCUUCCAUCCAUCCCCUUCCCUGCUUCCCCAUUUCCCCUUCCCUGCUUUCCCAUGUCCCCUUCCCUUCCUCCCCCCAUCCCCUUCCCUGCUUCCCCAUGUCCCUUUACAAGCUUCCCCCCAUCCUCUUCCCCUUCCCUGGGGUGUGCUGAAAGACUAG